This is a messenger RNA of Metarhizium robertsii ARSEF 23, 1245 nucleotides long. RefSeq names its product endoribonuclease L-PSP. The coding region runs from base 1 to 1245 and encodes 414 amino acids. The record is from RefSeq and is a predicted model, not a curated record. The transcript is spliced from 2 exons. Lineage: Eukaryota; Fungi; Ascomycota; Sordariomycetes; Hypocreales; Clavicipitaceae.
AUGGAGCCCCCAAAAGACCUUGUCAUCGCCAUCUCAGGCGGGUUUUCGGUUCACGGGAAAAAAGGCAAAACGAACAAGGCUCUUAAGCAGCAAGACAUUAAGAUGUUCUUCAAAGACAAGGGGGUCAUAGCUUAUCUAUCCCAGGAAAUUGGGAAUUCUGGGAAGAUACAGGAUGACAAAUGGAAUGUCCUGUUGUCAUCUGACGACAAUAAAGGGGGGGAAACAGCUAUAUUUAAGGGAGCUAAACAGAAAGGGCUCUGUAUUCUGGGUGAAGCCUGGCUCCAAGGAUGCAUUGAUGAAGACAAAGUUAUUCAGCCACGAGAGGAGCACUUUCGCCAAAAACCUACCAAACGAGCUUACUCCACUCCUCACAGAACUCCAUCGGUCUUUGAGUACCUGAAUUCAGAGAAGGAAGGCACGUCAGAUGAAACAAAUGAAAAGGACAGAGAAAGGGCAGAGAAGAAGAGGAAAGGGCAAGAGGAGAAGGAACGGAAAAGCAAAGAAAAGGGGGAGGCAGAAGAAAAGAAGAGCAGGGAGGAAGAAGAGAAGAGGAAAGAGGAAGAAGAGAAGGAGGAGGAGGAAAAAAAGAAGAGGAGGGAGGGAAAAAAGAAGAGGGGGGAGGAAGAAAAAAAUGGCGAGUCCGGAACCGACCUGUCCGGAAAUGACGGGUCUGAAACAGAGUCUUCGGGCGAAGAAAGUGACGGCGCAACAAAUUCGUCAAGUGGAGGGGAGGAAAGCGACACGGAUAUGGAUUCAGAUGAAGAGUUUCAGCAAUUCUCUCAGAAUGUUGACCCUGCAGUUCGGGAAAGGAUGGAGUGCUCUCGGAGCCGUGUCUCUCGAGCAAACACGCUGAGCGAAGACGGCGACGAGCUCAGCAAGAUACUGUUUACCCUAUGUCAACGUGAAAAUAUGAAUCGUGUUUAUGUCGGCGGCAUGUUCGAUCUUUCAAUGUUUGGCCCAGACAUAUCUACCUGGUCGCCGAGGUUUGCGCAUUAUACUGCCCACGUCGAUCAUGCUAGCAUUGGGUUCUGUCAGGAUGCUGCGCUGCCUGUCGUGCGAGUGGCCAGACAAAUGCCUCCUGGGUUAGAAAUGCGCAUCCAAUUUGUCUUGUUGACGUAUAAAGACGCUAAAUUUGCCCUAGAAAGUAUGUCAAUCUUUCUGCCACGUCGUCAACAGAUCUUGCUCAAAGAAGUGUUCGACAAGGCUUGGCAGGAAGACGGACUUUCCGAUGACCUGCGGCAGUGA